ACCAAAUCAAACGAAUCUUGCAGCGUGUUUUCGGUGUAGAUCGCGCUCGCGCCGACCGAUUGCUCCACACGGGGGUGUACGUGGAAAGCGUGUGAUCUCCUGCUUUUCUGUCUUCAUUACAGCCAACAUGUCAACUUACUCCUGAGUCCGCCUCGUGACUUUCAACACGCCACGUAUUUUCAUCGAAUCCAAGUGUAGACGCGCACACUUGUCUCGAGAGAGCGCACGUGCGAAUCGUUAGAACGUAAUCGCAAAUCUUUUCGAUUCACGGCGAGCAUCAUCCUGCGACACCAUGAGCGCGCCGCAGGCACCAGCGAAAUUGAGAAAUGGAGUGGUGAAGCAGGUGACGUCUGGAGACACUGUUGUUAUUCGUGGACAGCCCAUGGGAGGACCUCCACCCGAAGUGACUAUUACUCUAUGCAACAUUACUGCUCCAAAAUUAGAACGCUGGAAAGGAAAUGAUAGCAUGGAUGAGACCAAAGAUGAACCAUAUGCUUGGGAAGCGAGGGAAUUCUUACGCAGGAAGUUGAUUGGUCAAGAUGUCACAUUUGCCACUGAGAAGUCGGUUAAUACAGCCAGAACGUAUGGAACUGUUUGGCUGGGAAAAGAUAGAAAUGACGAGAACGUAAUUGAAACUUUGGUGUCGGAGGGUUUGGUGAAUGUCAAAAGGGACAAUCGUAAUCCUACAGCUGAGCAACAACGAUUGAUUGAGCUGGAAAAUAUUGCGAAAGCUGCGAAGAAGGGAAAGUGGGGUGACUCACCAACCUCGGAGCAUAUACGGGAUAUUAAAUGGACCGUCGAUGAUCCUCGGAAAUUGGUUGAGAAGUUCAGCAAGAAACCAAUUAAAGCCGUAAUCGAAUUCGUCUUCGACGGCUCCACUGUGAGGGCUUUCCUCUUGCCCGACUUCUACAACAUAACAUUGAUGAUCUCAGGCGUUCGUUGUCCUGGCUGGCCCAACGGGCGCCGCGAGAAUUCCGUCGGUGAUCCUUAUGCAGACGAAGCCAGAUACUUUGUGGAAUCGCGACUCUUGCACAGAGACGUUGAGAUAGUGUUGGAAUCGGUCAACAAUAACAACUUCAUUGGUAGUGUCAUUCAUCCAAAAGGAAAUAUUGCUGAAAUUUUGCUGAGCGAGGGUUUCGCAAAAUGUCAAGAUUGGUCAAUCAGUAAUAGCAGAUCGGGCGCGGAAAAACUGUAUCUCGCUGAGAAAGCGGCGAAGGAAGCGCGUUUGCGUCUGUGGAAAGACUACAAACCGUCCGGUCCGCAGAUCGAAUUCACCGGCACGGUCGUGGAAAUUAUUAACGCGGACGCGCUCAUCAUUCGCACGCAGAACGGCGAGAACAAAAAAGUAUUUCUUAGUAGUAUUCGACCGCCCACUCGUGAGAAGAAGAACAUCGAGGACAGCAACAAUACUGCUCGACCGAAGGAUUUCAGACCUCUUUACGACAUACCUUGGAUGUUGGAAGCGCGAGAAUUUUUGCGCGAGAAGUUCAUCAGGAAAAACGUAAAAGUGGUGGUUGAUUAUACGCAACCGGCUAGGGACAACUUCCCGGAAAAGCUGUGUUGCACUGUAACGUGCGGCAAAACGAAUAUCGCGGAGGCGUUGGUCGCUCGGGGUCUCGCGCGAGUGAUCAAAUACAGGCAGAACGACGAUCAGCGUUCUUCUCACUACAAUCUCCUGCAAGUCGCGGAGAGCAAAGCGGAAAAAUCGCAGCACGGACUGCAUGCGAAGAAAGACAUUCCAGUUCACAGAAUAGUGGAUCUCUCGAACGAUCCCUCUAAGGCGAAAGCGUUCCUGACAUCGCUCAAACGAGCGCAGGGAAUCAGAGGAGUCGUCGAAUUCGUGACAAGUGGCUCACGUCUGAAGCUCUACCUUCCCAAGGAAGAUUACGUUAUCACGUUCGUAUUGGCUGGAAUACGAACCCCGCGCUGCCAGAGAACAUUGCCCGGCGGCGGAGUGUUGAAAGCCGACGAAUACGGUGAGAAAGCUCUAGCCUUCACCAAGGAGCAUUGUUUCCAACGAGACGUGGAGAUCAAGAUCGAGAAUACGGAAACGAAGUCGAGCGGUUUCAUCGGCUGGUUAACAGUGAACGACGUCAACAUGUCCGUCGCUCUGGUUGAGGAAGGUCUGGCUGAAGUCGUGAAUUUCCCGGAUUCCGGAGAACUCACGAGAACCCUCAAGGCUGCGGAAGAACGUGCGAGAGCGAAAAAACUUAAUGUUUGGAAGAAUCGCGUGGAAGCGCCAGUGGAGAGCGACAAGAUCGUUGACGAGAAGGAAGGACAGGAGCGCAAGAUCGAUUAUCAGAAGGUCGUGAUCUCCGAGGUCACCGACGAUCUUCAUUUCUACGCCCAAUCUGUCGAUCAGGGCACUAUGCUGGAGAACAUGCUUCUGCAACUGCGCCAGGAGCUGGUUGCGAAUCCGCCACUUCCUGGCGCUUACAAGCCGACGAGGGGCGAUUUAGCGGUUGCAAAAUUCAGCGGCGAUGAUCAGUGGUAUCGCGUGAAAACGGAGAAGGUCUCCGGGACCAACGUCAGCGUAUUCUACAUUGAUUACGGCAACAGGGAGACGCUUAAUGUCACGCGAGUCGCUGAUUUACCGGCGCGUUUCGCGACUGACAAGCCGUACGCUCAUGAGUACGCACUGGCAUGCGUGACUCUUCCGAGUGACACUGAUGACAAGAGAGCGGCGGUGGAUGCUUUUAAGGAAGAUGUGCUGGAUAAAAUCCUGCUGUUAAACGUCGAAUACAAGUUGAGCAGUAACGUAAUUGCCGUAUCGUUGAUGCACCCCACCUCAAACGAAGAUAUCGGAAAAGGACUUAUCUCCGACGGUUUCCUGCACGUUCAGAAGCAUCGAGAUAGGAGACUCACUAAACUGAUUGAGGAAUAUAAAAAAGCCGAGGAAGACGCGAAGCACAACCAUCGUAAUAUCUGGAUGUACGGAGACGUAAGGCCGGAAGACGAUGACAAAGAAUUUGGGUUGUAAUUGAUAUAAGUGCUCAAAUGCCGGGGAUAAGUAUUAUCGAUAUGGGAAUAAAAAGGACAGAUCAUGUUAAAUAAAAAGCAAAAAGCCGCGUAAUAAGUAUGAUACUAUGUAUGCUACAUAGAUAAAACUAAGAAUAUGAUGAAUAUUGAUACGGGAGUUACAUGUCGCGUUAGUCGCAUACAAUGCAAUGAUAUAUUUCAGUAUAUAUAUAUUAUAUAUAUAUACAUAUGAAACAAAAUGAAUUGUACAUAACGAUUUUAAUAAUUUCAAUGAACAAAGUGCAUGUGCAAACAGUCUUCAAACAAGACUACGCGAUCAUUGGCAUCAUGUUCUCAUCGAUAUGAACAUUUGUUAAUAACUUGAUACCACAAUAUAAAUUGUUUGAGGAUCCAAUAUUCUCAAUUCAUAUGAAAUCUUCAAUGUGCAAUUCAACAUGUUAAGUACGUUCAGUUAUGUUAGAUAUGUUAAUUAAUUGCUUUUCCUACAUAUCUAUGUGAAUAGAAACAAUAACAAUCGUGUUUGCGUGCUACUUUUUCCAAGUUUUUAUAUACAAGGAUGAUCACGUGUAGCUAGAGCUGUAGAAUUUAUAAUCGCAAAUCUAAUCCGGCACUGACGGUUAAACAGAAUUACUUAGAGAAAGUUCAUAUCAACAGAAUAUCAGAAUAUUUUUAAUUAAAGACAUUGGCACAGAGUAUCAUCCAAGACACAUUUUUCAACUUUUAAAUGACAUGUGUGUGUGUGCGCGCGCGCGAAUUCAGCAUAACAAAUGAGGAUAUAUUAAUAAUAUAAAGAAAAAGAUACUUUUACAAUUAAGUAUAUCAUCUUUCUUGUGACUCUUCUAUCUUUUCUCUGAAUGAAUUUCACGUUAUACAUGUACGUUGUAUGCAUAAAGUUUGACAUUAAUGUACUUACAAAAAAAUUAUUAAUGCAAUUGUCCUACAGAUCAGUCCUGCAAAUUACAGUACAAGAAUAAAUAUGAAGUUUAAAUAAAUAUUCGAGAUAUUUACAAUAAGAGCAAAUAUUAUGUCUACUAUAUCUACUAUGUGUUCAGUGAAGUAACUCACAAUUUUUUUGCGGUAUAAAGAAUAUAUACAUAUAUAUAUUUUAUGUACGUAGAAUAUAUAUAUAUGUAUAUUUUAUGCAUUAUAUAGAAUGAGUUAGCUUGUUUAUUUUAUUAGAACUACUGUGUUGUGUGUUAUACCUUUAAUUUACCACCUUGAACUAUGCACGAUGUAAUUUUUUUAGGUUUUUUUUUUUGAAUAUUUUGUAAUGGAACUUUGAUCUGUGGUAAUAUGCUGACGUUAUCAUGAUUCAUCAACUUUAUUUUGUAAAUAAAAUCCUAUUGGAUAUUUGAUACACUGUACACAUUGUAGGAUCAAAAAAUAAAAAAAAAAACACUUGUUUGAAUUACUUUUUAAGUAUAUUACAAUUUUGAAGAUCUACGAGAUACAAAAAUUUCCGUUGUAUCUAUACAUUCAAUUAUCUACUUUACAUUAUGAUGUUAUAUGCAUAGUGAUAAUACUGUCUUAUAUUUCAAAUACUUAUCUUCUGCAAUAAGAAAAUAUAUUGAGUAAUCAUGCAGAGAGCAUAACUAUGUUGUAGAAAUAUACGAAGUGAUCAAGAUGUUUGAAUAAAUAUGAGAGGAAUGUUUUCCAAUA
This is a messenger RNA of Linepithema humile (Argentine ant), 4638 nucleotides long. RefSeq names its product Staphylococcal nuclease domain-containing protein 1 (gene Tudor-SN). NCBI's taxonomy places the organism in Eukaryota, Metazoa, Arthropoda, Insecta, Hymenoptera, Formicidae. Gene Ontology annotation, cellular component: cytosol; nucleus; RISC complex. Gene Ontology annotation, molecular function: nuclease activity; RNA binding. The record is from RefSeq and is a predicted model, not a curated record. Gene Ontology annotation, biological process: regulatory ncRNA-mediated gene silencing; mRNA catabolic process.